Arabidopsis arenosa is the source of this 1905-nucleotide messenger RNA. NCBI's taxonomy places the organism in Eukaryota, Viridiplantae, Streptophyta, Magnoliopsida, Brassicales, Brassicaceae. The record is from the annotation of a GenBank genome assembly.
UCGCAAAAACCCUAGCAAGAUGGGGCGGCUGAAAUUGAUUCCAGAUGAUGACGACGACUCACAGAAGAAAGGCUCCGAUUGUUUCGAGGUCGAUUUGGAGUACGGUGAGAGGUUACUGCACAAUCAGAAGCGCAAGGAUCUCCAGAAAUACGAUGAGCUGAAGGAUAGAGGUAUCAUCAACGAUGACGAAGGUUCCGAGUCAGAGGAGGAGGAAUCAGAUUCUGAGCCAGAUGAUGAUUUAGGAGAUCCAAAAAACGAUGUCAAAUUCAUCGAUGUUUUGCUUAAGGUAAAGAAAAAGGAUCCUUUGAUUAAGAACAAAGAUGUUAACUUCUAUGAGAGUGAUGAAGAAGAUGAGGCUAAGGAGAAGAAGGUGAAGAAGAAGAAGAAGAAGAAGAUGUAUUUGAAAGAUGUUCAGGCACAGCAAUUGAUUGAAGAAGGUCCUGAGUUUGUUGAGGAAGAUGAGGAGAGGAGGAAGGUUAAGAGUUACGAUGAGAGGCAAGAGGAAUUGAGGAAAGCUGUAACUGAUGCUUUCGAAGAGGAGAGUGAUGAAGAUGGUGAAGAUUUAUUGAGAGUUGCGGAGAAGGAAGGAGAUGAUGAUGUGGAGGAGGAGCUAGCUAAGAAAAUUGAUGAGUAUUUCGGUGAAGAACGUGAAGUGUUUGAGAAUCAGUUUUUGAAAGAUUACUUGGUGAAACAGUUGUGGAAGGAGAAAGAUGAGAAGAUUGUAAUAGAUGAAGAAGAUUUGAAGGAGUUGGAUGAAGAUGAGGAAGCUGUUGAGAAGCAAGAGGAUUAUGAGACUACCUAUAGACAUGAAGAGAAUGCUGGGGAGAUUGUUAUGGGUCAGUCUAGGGUUGUGGAAGGGUCGGUGAGGAAGAAGGAUAAUGCGAGGAAGGCGCAGAGGAAGAGUAAAGAGGAGAGGAUGAAGAUGACUGAGAUUGGGAGGCAAGAGGAGUUGAAGCGGUUGAAGAAUGUUAAGAAGAAGGAGAUGAAGGAGAGGAUGAAGAAAGUGCUUUCUAUUGCUGGUUUUAAGGAUGGUGAAGAAUGUCCUUUGGAUGCGAAAGACUUGGAUGAUGAGUUUGAUCCUGAGGAGUAUGAUAUGAUGAUGAAAGCUGCGUUUGAUGAUGAUUACUAUGGUGCGGAGGAUUCAGAUUUGAAUAGUGAUGAGGAUGAUGGUGAGAAACCAGACUUUGACAAGGAGGAUGAAUUGCUUGGACUUCCCAAAGAUUGGGGUGUGAUUCAAGGUGGGGAUGGUUUUAUAUCUGCUAGAGAAAAGGUUUUGAAGCAUAUGGAGAAUGGUGCUGGUGAUGAAGAAGAAGAAGAAGAAGAAGAAGAAGUAGAAGAAGAAGAAGAAGUCGAUGAGGAGAAGGAAGUGGAGGGUAAGAGGAAGAGAAAGCGGAAAACAUCUCUUGUACAAAGAGCCAAGGAAGCUAUGUUGGAGGAGUACUACAAGCUAGACUAUGAGGAUACAAUUGGAGAUUUGAAAACAAGGUUUAAGUAUGCGAAAGUACAACCAAACAAAUUCGCCCUGGAUACAGGAGAGAUACUCUUCUUAGAUGACACAGAGCUGAACCAGUACGUACCAUUGAAGAAGAUGGCUCCUUAUGUGGAAAAGGAUUGGGAGGUGAAUAGACACAAGGUCAAGGAGCAGAAACUUAAGAUCCAGGAGUUGUUGCAGGGUGAACGCCAUGAAAAGAAAAGCAAGAAGAGGAAGAAGAACGAUGUUGUUGAGGAAACGAAACCAACACAGAAAGCAGAUGAGGAAGGCGAAGCUGAGACGAAGCUAUCGAAAAAGGCAAAGAGAAGAAAGCGUCGAGCAGAGAAGAAGCUUCCUCCUAAUAGAAUGGCUGCUUAUGGAAAGGCGUAAUGAAGAUGGAGUUAGAGAAUCAGAUACAGCCAUUUCUUUUCGUU